Molecule: messenger RNA, 2058 nt
Organism: Mercenaria mercenaria
Lineage: Eukaryota; Metazoa; Mollusca; Bivalvia; Venerida; Veneridae
Exons: 2
Coding region: 1-2058 (685 amino acids)
Source: RefSeq, a predicted model, not a curated record
AUGGCAUAUUCAACGAGGCGUGUAGCUUAUAUCAAACAGUUCCAACAAUCUCAAAGUUCCAGCAAUCUCAAAGUUCCAACAAUCUCAAAGUUCCAACUAUCUCGAAGUUCCAGCAAUCUCAAAGUUCCAGCAAUCUCAAAGUUCCAGCAAUCUCAAAGUUCCAACUAUCUCAAAGUUCCAGCAAUCUCAAAGUUCCAACUAUCUCAAAGUUCUAGCAAUCUCAAAGUUCUAGCAAUCUCAAAGUUCCAGCAAUCUCGAAGUUCCAACAAUCUCAAAGUUCCAGCAAUCUCAAAGUUCCAACAAUCUCGAAGUUUCAACAAUCUCGAAGUUCCAGCAAUCUCGAAGUUCCAACAAUCUCAAAGUUCCAACAAUCUCAAAGUUCCAGCAAUCUCAAAGUUCCAACAAUCUCAAAGUUCCAGCAAUCUCAAAGUUCUAGCAAUCUCAAAGUUCCAACAAUCUCAAAGUUUCAACAAUCUCAAAGUUCCAGCAAUCUCAAAGUUCCAGCAAUCUCAAAGUUCCAACAAUCUCAAAGUUCCAGCCAUCUCAAAGUCAAAGUUCCAGCAAUCUCAAAGUUCCAGCAAUCUCAAAGUUCCAACAAUCUCAAAGUUCCAGCCAUCUCAAAGUUCCAACAAUCUCAAAGUUCCAACAAUCUCAAAGUUCCAGCAAUCUCAAAGUUCCAGCAAUCUUAAAGUUCCAGCAAUCUCAAAGUUCCAGCAAUCUCAAAGUUCCAACAAUCUCAAAGUUCCAACAAUCUCAAAGUUCCAGCAAUCUCAAAGUUCCAACUAUCUCAAAGUUCUAGCAAUCUCAAAGUUCCAGCCAUCUCAAAGUCAAAGUUCCAGCAAUCUCAAAGUUCCAGCAAUCUCAAAGUUCCAGCAAUCUCAAAGUUCCAACAAUCUCAAAGUUCCAACAAUCUCAAAGUUCCAGCAAUCUCAAAGUUCUAACUAUCUCAAAGUUACAACAAUCUCAAAGUUCCAGCAAUCUCAAAGUUCCAGCAAUCUCAAAGUUCCAACUAUCUCAAAGUUCCAACUAUCUCAAAGUUCCAACAAUCUCAAAGUUCCAGCAAUCUCAAAGUUCCAACAAUCUCAAAGUUCCAGCAAUCUCAAAGUUCCAACAAUCUCAAAGUUCCAGCAAUCUCAAAGUUCCAACUAUCUCAAAGUUCCAACAAUCUCAAAGUUCCAGCAAUCUCAAAGUUCCAACAAUCUCAAAGUUCCAGCAAUCUCAAAGUUCCAACUAUCUCAAAGUUCCACCAAUCUCAAAGUUCCAGCAAUCUCAAAGUUCAAACUAUCUCAAAGUUCCAACAAUCUCAAAGUUCCAGCAAUCUCAAAGUUCAAACUAUCUCAAAGUUCCAACUAUCUCAAAGUUCCAACAAUCUCAAAGUUCCAGCAAUCUCAAAGUUCCAACAAUCUCAAAGUUCCAACUAUCUCAAAGUUCCAGCAAUCUCAAAGUCAAAGUUCCAGCAAUCUCAAAGUUCCAACGAUCUCAAAGUUCCAGCAAUUUAAAAGUUCCAACAAUCUCAAAGUUCCAACAAUCUCAAAGUUCCAGCAAUCUCAAAGUUCCAACUAUCUCAAAGUUCCACCUAUCUCAAAGUUCCAGCAAUCUCAAAGUCAAAGUUCCAGCAAUCUCAAAGUUCCAGCAAUCUCAAAGUUUGAACAAUCUCAAAGUUCCAACAAUCUCAAAAUCAAAGUUCCAGCAAUCUCGAAGUUCCAACAAUCUCAAAGUUCCAACUAUCUCAAAGUUCCAGCAAUCUCAAAGUUCCAACAAUCUCAAAGUUCUAGCAAUCUCAAAGUUCCAACAAUCUCAAAGUUCCAGCAAUCUCAAAGUUCCAACUAUCUCAAAGUUCCAACUAUCUCAAAGUUCCAGCAAUCUCAGUCAAAGUUCCAGCAAUCUCAAAGUUCCAGCAAUCUCAAAGUUCCAACAAUCUCAAAGUUCCAACAAUCUCAAAGUCAAAGUUCCAGCAAUCUCAAAGUUCCAACAAUCUCAAAGACAUUUUCAAGUCCUGUCCUGAAAACAUGUGCACAUUAUAUCACUUUAAGUCAAAUUUUGGUUAUCGUGGAGUAA